This is a messenger RNA of Leptosia nina, 330 nucleotides long. The record is from the annotation of a GenBank genome assembly. Lineage: Eukaryota; Metazoa; Arthropoda; Insecta; Lepidoptera; Pieridae.
AUGCUUAGAGUGCGUCGAUCAAGAAUAUAUGCGUAUGGAAAUCGUAAUAGAGCCUUAAUCUUGGUUGAAGACGUGACAACAGCGAGCGAUAGGCCGUUCCUCUCGCGCCACUAUCGUCCGGCGCGCGUUUCCCUCGCGAAGGAAAGAGAAAACCGAGCUCCGAUAGGCGUUACCGCCGCCGUCAGCUCCGGCUUCUGGGAAGUUGCUUCAAGACGUACUGAGGAGGCCGAGGGAGACAGCCGACAACGAUGUCUGCGGUGCAUUGCUAUGGAUGCGGCAUUUGCACGACUGCUGCUCGUUGGUGUCGUGCAAACGCUGAUUUCCCUUUAG